AUGGAUGCUGUUCAUGAAUUGCAGAGGAAGAUCAAUGAUUACGAAAGGAAAAGAUUUCACUACGAACGCAAGAUUAGUCGUCUUGAGGAUGAUCUUUUCCAGAGGGAUCAAGAGAUCAUACGUGCAAAGUUCACAAUAUUGCAGGCUCUGCCAGGACUAAAUACUCCAGAGAAUGGUCCAUUGGUUGACAUAGUAAGAGUCCCGGGAUAUCUAGACCCAAAGAUGUUUGAAACAGCGUGUCUCAAAGCAUGCCUCAAUAACCCAUCUGAUGGUCGUGAGGGAGAAUCAACGAGGAAGGAUAGAGCAAUUCUUGAUGCCGAAACUCUGUGCAAUGAGUGGAGAAGCAAAACCAGUAAUGGACUUUGGAGGCUUUACACUGAGGUUCCGGAACAAGGAGGAGAAGAAGACAACUGGAUACAAGUGGAGGCGGAGGAUCUGCUGGACGUCAAAGAGAAAUAUGGUGAGGAGCUCUACAAAGCUAUUAAGAUAGCAUGGACUGAGUCAAAAGAAGGUAGAAGAACAGGGGUGCAACUGAAGCCUUGGGAUUAUGAAGCUGGGAGGGAGAAAACAUUAACAGAGCUACUUGUUCCACUUCGAGAGCAGAUCCAGUUCCUCACUAUGAAAACCAGUGAAGAAGGAAAAUAA
Messenger RNA from Eruca vesicaria subsp. sativa (arugula), 645 nucleotides. The record is from the annotation of a GenBank genome assembly. Lineage: Eukaryota; Viridiplantae; Streptophyta; Magnoliopsida; Brassicales; Brassicaceae.